GUCACGUGGUAUUUCCUCAUUCGAUACGAGCUCCGAAACCGACCGAGAGCUGCACAGAAGUGAACCGUGAAACAAGCGUCGGAUCCUCGGUCCCAUCCGCCCAUCUGUGUGGCUCCUCAACACUGUGGCUCAAGGGCUAAAAGGCAGAGCAGAUCCUGUGACCUCCCGGCUGUUUGUCUGUUCAAGAUGGCCGCUUGAGUGGGGAAUUUACACACAUCUCUCCAAUAAAACUAAUCCAACAGCUAGCUUAGCUUGCCACCCAACUUUCACUGCCUUAUCAGAGAAUGAGACGACGAUACGGGCGACGUUUGUUCCGAUUUUAAAACGGAUCAUGAGCUCAGUUGUUGAGGAGGACGUCGGAGUUAUGGAAUAAAACAAGUGCUGGAAUUGGAGGGGGUUAAGGGCCCUUUGUUUCAGCCCAGCAUGGACAGCUUCUUCAAGGCAGCUGUAUGUGAUCUGGACAAACUGCUUGAUGACUUUGAACUCAACACUGAGGAACUAGAGUGCAAAUCUGUUUUCCUGAAGCCUUCUGUGUACCCCUUCUCCUCGCUGGGCUCUCAGUGUUUGUCCUCCGAGGCGUCCACUGUCCCGCCAAACCUCCCCGACCUUAACUCGCUUCAUUACGGUUCUGCCACCGGCUGUCCCGACCGCUCCGGCGGUCAAAACCGCGGCGCGGAUGACCGAGAGGUCAAAGGUCAGCCUCUAACGGGAGUGGACCUUCUCUCCUCUGUGGAUCGCAGGCCGGCUCAAAGCUCCGCCCCUCCCUGCCCCGACCGAGCUCUGAAGCCGGUGUGCGACCUGGUGAACGACACGAGCUCGGCCAUCUUGGUCAGGGCCAACAGCCACGAUGCUUUCGGCGAGAUGGACGUGGUGGAGAAGCAAAUGGAGGAGGAAGUGGAGGAGGAGGAGGAGGAGGAAGAGACGCUGCUCGUGGACUUUGACAGCCCUGUGAUCGCCGUGCGCGGAGAGGAGCUGGGGCGGCCGAGCCAAAGCUCUGGCUGCGGCGCCGAAAAGGAAGAACAGGCCUCUGCGGGGAAAGGCGAGCUGCUGGGUUUAGAUUCCCACGAGCGGGGCGGCGAAUACUCUGCGUCGCUCAGUCUGCUGGACGUCAUUCUUUCCGCUGCGGUGGAGAGGAGCUGCGAGCCCGCGGACGAUUCGCCGCCGCCAAGCACCGGCGAGCGGGCGGAGAAAGAGGAGAGGGACGGUGAGGAGGCGGUCUGCACGAACCAAGUGCCGGGUGGCUCUUUAGAGCGCUGCGAAGGGGCCGCGCUGACAGCAGACGGCAUUAAAGACACAACAACAACAACAACAACCACCUCAGAGAAUAAAGAGGACGAGCCGCAAGAAGCCUCCGAUCAGCGUGAGGCGGAGUCUCCCGUCGGUUUAAAGUCGGGGGCUUCGGAGAGCAAACCGGCCGGCUUAUCGUGCCUGCCGAUGGCCGUUUCCAUGUGCGGCGCGCUGCUGAACACGGAGACGAUGGAGGAUGAGUCGGGGCGAGCCGCAGAGCAGUGUGGCGAGGCAGCAGAUGUCUCUGAGAGCACAGAGGCAGACGCGCAAGCCAGGGAGGACCGGUCCGGUUCAGAGGAACGCGUUGACCCGCCGGCGUCUGCGUCCCAGCAGGUCGCGGAGGGCAGGGGGUCCCCAGAGGGUCAGCAUCUCGCUCUGGGACCCGUCCCCGCUGCAGACCUCGCCUCCCGCGAACGCUCGGAGCCCAGCCCGGUCGACCCGCCCGAGUUCGGCUUUGAAUAUCUGCCCGAGAGCGACCAGGCCGAGCUGCUGGUCACGGACGAGGAGCUGGACGCGUUCCUGCAGGCGCACACGGAAGCAGAGCAAAGUAGGGGCGUCUCUCACUGCGGCGGCUCGCGAGAUUUCACCCAACCGGAGAGUCUCUCGGAGGCGAACGGAGAUCCGGAGGGCAGGCUCGCGGGCGACGAGCCGAGGAGCCGCGGUCGAGGUAGACGGGAGGAUCUGGAGCGUCUGGCUUCUCCAGAAAGCGACCGAACAAUGUGCGUGUCCGUAGAGGGAAGUUUUAACCCCAGUGCUCCGUCACAGGACUCUUGCAGACCUCCUUGCCAAGAAGAGCCAGAACUCUCCUCCGGGGUAAGCCAUUCUUCGACCAGCAACACUUUCCAGUCCCAGCACAGCAGUAGCCCCGACCAGCCGCCCUCCUAUGGAGGCGCAAGACCUAAACAGCUACACUGCCACAUCGCUAGAUCUCCGCCAGCAGGGGAAGACGGAGAGGAGCAGGCUCAGACGCUCGGUACGGCUGAGAAUGAAGAAGAAAGUUCACCCACAAGUCUUACAGAGGAGCAUUCCAACAUCAGGGAUUUGAGCCCUAUGUACGCCUCUCAGGAGCAUCAGGAUUACAGCCCGGGGUAUGAUGAACUCUCAGAGCCCCCGCCGUACCCCGGGGACUCGCCCACAGAUGGUGCCCGGUCUGUGAACUGGAAGAGGGAGGGAGCGGAGGAGCUGGGGAGCAGACAGCCUGCCUGGGUACCAGACUCCGAAGCUCCCAACUGUAUGAACUGCUACCAGAGGUUCACUUUCACCAAGAGGCGGCAUCACUGUCGAGCCUGCGGGAAGGUGUACUGUGCGGUGUGCUGCAACAGGAAGUGUAAGCUGAAGUACCUGGAGAAAGAGGCCCGUGUGUGUGUCGUCUGCUUUGAUACCAUACACCGAGCCCAGGCCCUGGAGCGGAUGAUGAGUCCUGCGGGUCCCAGUCCGAACCCCAACGUCCCGUCUGAGUACUGCAGCACCAUCCCCCCUCUGCAGCAGGCUCGAGCCGCCGGCACUCUCAACUCUCCUCCACCGACCGUCAUGGUGCCUGUGUCCGUUCUCAAACACCCAAACAACGACGGUUGUCCUCGUGAACAUAAGCGCGUGUGGUUCGCUGACGGCAUCUUGCCCAACGGAGAGGUCGCGGACACAACCAAGCUGUCGGUGACGAGCCGCCGCAGCUCCCAGGAGUUCAGUGCCGUCUCUCCAGACCAAACGACGCCUGGGUCAGAGGUUGGAGUCGGCUCCUCGGCCCCCGAAGCGUCUGUGGCUGCGGAGGUGGUCCGACCUCCGGUGUCCGGACCCUGGGACUACGCCCUGCUCUCUGGAGUCGGUACUUCUGUGAAGAGGGUUCCCAGUCUGCUGCCAGAUAACGACGAUGAGCUCCCUCCUCUGCUCAUCACCACCGGAGAGGAGGAAGCGGGAGAUGUCUUGGUUGAGGAGAGCCCGGCCCCGUGCCAGAUCCUGCACCUAUUGGAGGAAGGAGGACCUCGACCGCUGACGUUUGUUCUCAACGCCAACCUGCUGGUCAACGUCAAACUAGUUUCAUACGGCGCUCGGCAGUGUUGGUGUUUUGGCUCCAACGGGCUGCAGGCUCUGGGACAGAGAGAGCUGGUGUUUCUGUUGGAGUGUUUGCCGGAAGAAAAAACUCUUCCAAAAGACCUCUUCACACUCUAUCUCAACAUUUACCAAGAAGCCCAAAAAGGGAAGUUGGUGGAGGAGCUGGAUAACGUGACGUUCACCAGCAGCUUCCUGGGCAGUAAGGACCACGCGGGGAUGCUCUUCUUCUCUCCCAGCUGUCAGCCUCUCGAUGGCCUCACGCUCCCACCGCAGCCUUUCAUGUUCGGCGUGCUCGUCCAGAAGCUGGAGGUGCCCUGGGCCAAAGUCUUUCCGCUCCGACUGCUUCUACGGCUUGGAGCCGAAUACAGCGUGUAUCCCACUACAUUGACGAGUGUCCGUUUUCGGGACUCUGUGUAUCGAGAGACGGGACACACCAUAAUGAAUUUACUGGCUGACCUGAGGAACUACCAGUACAGUCUGUCAAUUGUGGAGGGUCUGAGGAUCCACAUGGAGAUGGGUCACAGCUACAUCGACAUCCCGAAAUGUAGCUUCAAUGAGAUGCAGAAGGUGGUAAACGCGUCCAACGAGCACGUUAUCAGUAUCGGAGCACGUUUCAGCUCGGAGGCCGACUCUCACCUGGUGUGUUUCCAGAACGAGGAGGGAAACUAUCAGACGCAGGCCAACAGCAAGCCGGGGAAGACCCGCACAGUGACUGGGGCCAGUUUUGUGGUGUUCAACGGGGCCCUGAAAGCCUCGUCAGGCUUCAUCGCAAAGUCCAGCAUUGUUGAAGAUGGGCUGAUGGUGCAAAUCCCCCCAGAGACCAUGGAGUCUCUGCGCACCGCCCUGAGGGAGCAGACGGACUUCCUCAUACCCUGCGGCAGGAACGAUGGCAGCGAGCUCCGAGAAAACGUCACUGUCCGCUGGGUCGACCUGAGCGCUCCGGUCAACGCAGGGUACACAUUCACACAACUGUUUACACACUGUUGUGCGGUCUGUGCACGACUAUUAUACCACACACUCUGUAAUCCAGCCGGCAGUGGCGAAAAUGUAACUGAGUACAUUUACCCAAGUCCUGUACUUAACUACACAUGUGAGGUACUUGGACUUUACUUGAGUCUUUUCUUUUUAUGCCACUUUCUACUUCUACUCCACUACAUUAUGUAG
Molecule: messenger RNA, 4500 nt
Organism: Perca fluviatilis (European perch)
Lineage: Eukaryota; Metazoa; Chordata; Actinopteri; Perciformes; Percidae
Gene: zfyve16
Product: zinc finger, FYVE domain containing 16
Exons: 16
Coding region: 424-4500 (1358 amino acids)
Biological process (GO): endosomal transport
Cellular component (GO): early endosome membrane
Molecular function (GO): metal ion binding
Source: RefSeq, a predicted model, not a curated record